This is a messenger RNA of Ilex paraguariensis (yerba mate), 1206 nucleotides long. The record is from the annotation of a GenBank genome assembly. Lineage: Eukaryota; Viridiplantae; Streptophyta; Magnoliopsida; Aquifoliales; Aquifoliaceae.
AUGGAAAUUAGCUUGUGUUAUGCCCCACUUGAAGUAACAGAAACGCAAGGUUUUGUCACCCCAUUUCGAUUGCCAGGGAAGCAUCUGCAAAAUUGCAGGAACGUACACCAUUGGGGGACACCUCUUGGAUGUUGUGGCCAAAGAUUUUUAACUUUAGCUAAUAAUCUGAGAAGUUACAAAGAGCAGAAAACACCCAAUAAGCAUAAACUAGCCAAAAGAAGCAUUUUUUCUGGCAAGCUAGAACAUAAGCAUGCAUCGGCACCUAAGAAUGGUAAUUUGACAACAUUUCAGACUGAUCUAUGUGAGCGAUUGUAUGCGUUCUACCGGUUUUCUCGUCCACACACUGUGAUUGGUACUGUGAGUUUGAUCUCCUCAUAUUUCUUGAGAAAAUCAAUGGCAGAUCUGUCUCUGGCAUUCUUAGUUGGACUUUUGAAGGCAUUGAUCCCGUCAAUAUUGAUGAAUAUUUAUGUGGUGGGACUAAAUCAAUUGUUCGAUGUUGAAAUAGACAAGGUAAACAAACCCAAUCUUCCACUGGCUUCUGGAGAAUUCUCUGUGGGAAUAGGAGUGACAAUUGUUUCAACAUGUCUUUUGAUGGUUAAUAUUCUAGCUACUCGAAUGACGAGUUUUGCCAUUGGAAUCAUGUUUCAGUCACCACCAUUGUUUUCUGCCCUUCUCAUAAGCUUUCUACUUGGCAGCGCAUAUUCUGUUGAGCUACCACUGCUCAGAUGGAAAAGAAAUGCAUUCCUGGCUGCAACAUGCAUCCUCAUUGUGAGGGCUAUCGUUGUUCAACUUGCCUUCUUUAUACACAUUCAGGACAUACCCGAUGUGGAUGGGGAUAGAAAUUUUGGCGUUCUGUCACUGAGUGUCAGGCUUGGACAAAAAAAGGUCUUUUGGCUUUGUAUUGGCAUGCUGUUAAUGGCUUAUGGAAUUGCUGUGGUGAUAGGAGUUUCCUCCUCAUCUCUGCCAAGCAAAUUUAUCACUGUAUUAGGCCAUUUUUCACUUGCUUCUUUUCUUUGGCUUCAUGCUCGAUCUGUUGAUCCUGAAAAUAAAGCAUCAAUAACUUCCUUUUACAUGCUCAUAUGGAAGGCAAAUAGGCCAGAAAUGGUCUUUGCAAGUAUCCUGCUUUCUGUUCAAGAAUCGGUAACGGUUUUAAGGGAGACUAUCAAACUCCACAAUAAGCUCUUAUCAUCUCUAUGCGAAUUCUGA